Messenger RNA from Aspergillus fumigatus Af293, 507 nucleotides. Its product is annotated as glycosyltransferase family 1 protein. The record is from RefSeq and is a predicted model, not a curated record. Lineage: Eukaryota; Fungi; Ascomycota; Eurotiomycetes; Eurotiales; Aspergillaceae.
AUGUCUGGAACCACUACUCCGCCAAGGAAGAUCCUCCUGGUAGUUACGGGGGAAGGCUAUACGCACGCAGGUGAGGCCAUCCAGCGGAUUGCUCAUGUGGCGUCUCGACGGAAGCAGCUGGGCGCGGAUCUCAUCGAGGAGGUGCUGUACGAUACGGAGCUGCGGGUGGUGGGUGGGACGGAGGCGCGGCCGAUGCAUCUCCAGACGGCGGAUAUGCGGAUGCCGGUUUACAAGGCGCGGAACUGGGAUCUGAUGGCGGUUUCGGACGUGGUGCUGGGCUUGCUUGGAGGAGGGGCUUAUUAUGCGGCGCGGUUGGCCUGGAUGCAUCGUCGGGUUGUUGGGGAUUUUGUUGAUUCUGUGGUUCGAGGGUCGCUGGUUGGUGGGCAGGGCUUUCUUCUUGGUCUCAAGAGGCUUAUGAUAGUUUGGUCGACGCGCUUUGUAUACUCCUCUCUGGGACUUUCUUUGCUUUCUUUCAAACGAGACACUGUCUCCCCCGCUGUCUCCUAA